UGGUAAUCCCAAGCUACAAAAGCUCCAAUACAAAUAUGGAUAAUCCUAAUUUAAAAAGAAGAGUUUCAAUAUUAAAAAAGCAAACUACAAAUGAAGAAUCCAGUCCAACCGAAAGUGUAACAUUUAAAAGUAAAAGAAAAAUUAGUUUUUCCGGAAAAAAUUCAAUUAAGGAAUUUCGUCCUGGAGAGCACGCUAUAACAAUUUGGGAAACAUCUUAUGAAGAAUCAGCAAAUUCAUCUUCAUCAAAAGCUAACAAUCAAUGUGGAAAAAAUUUAUUUAAAGAUAAUAGCAUUCAAUGGAAUUUAUAUCAGGAUUACGAAUUCAAACAAAAUUUCAUAGCUCAACCAAUUCUAGGAACAGAUGAUAAGGAAAAUUCAAUGUAUAAUGAUAUAAAACACGGAAGGUGCAAAGGCACAAGACCUUUACAAGAUAAAAUAUGUGAAGAUGGAAAUAUGUCUUCAAUAUAUAAAACAAGGCAAAAUCAAAUAAAUGCCGAAGAUUUUUCGUUUAAAGAAUUUGACAAAAGAUUAAACUUUACACUUAACCGGUCAGAACAGAAUAUUUUAGGAAGUUCAAAUGUAGAAGUAGAAGAUGGAAGCUCCAUAACUUUAGAAGCUACAGAAUUUGAUAAUAUUGUGAAAUGUUUGAGAAAAAAAUCACCAAGAAAACGUUUUGGAGAAUCUUCAUUAGCGGCUGAAAAUUCAUAUUUGAACAACACUGAUAUUGAUAUGUCUGUCGACAAAAUGAAUACAACUGAGGGAUUUUUGAAAAUUGAAAUGAUGAUCGAAAAGUCUGCAAGUAAAAGUUUUGGUAGAAUGUCAAUGAUGCAUGAUAAAUCAGAAAAUUAUAAUCAGCAAAAAACAAAAUUUACAGAUAUUUUAAAUAACAAUGAUUUUAAUUUGGUGCAAAAUGAAAAUCGUGAAACCAACAUUGUUAAUAAUACAGAAAAUUCUGUUUCCAGUAAGGAAUUCAUCACCCUUUCAAGUAGUACAAACAAAAUGAAAAAUUACAAUAACAAGAAAUCUGGAAGCGAUAAAAUUGUAGAAAAUAAUACUCUUAGUACCACAAGCAAUAAUACACAGAUAAUUGAUACAAACUUAGAUGUUUGUGAGUUCGAUUCUCCAGACAUUUACCCAAAAACUGGUUUAAAAAUUAUGCAAAGCCGUAAAACGAUUUUCUAUAAUGAAAAAAUUGAAGAGGAUGUCAUACCUGUUGCAGAAAAAAUGGAGCUAGAAAAAACAUAUUUAAGUAAUAUUAUUGUUGAUAAAAAUCAGUCCAAACUUAUUGAGAAAAGGAAGACAAUAAUUUUUAAUCAAAACUGCCAAAUGGAUAAUUCUUUUUUUGAAUGUCCGACAAAACUAGAAAAAGGCAAAAUUCGUCCAACGUUACUUUUCAAUGAUGAAAUGGAAUUUUGUAUUUCGCCGUAUAAACCGCAAAGCGUCAAGAAGGUUGUGAACGACGUAGAAUUAAAUAGUGAACAGGAUACUGUAUAUCCUAAUGAAGGCAUUGUAACUACUGGUGAACAAGAAAAGUCAAGGUUGAAUAAAUAUGCUGAAAAUUUUGAGCUUGAUGCUGAACAAACUAAUGGUCAUGAAACACUGAUUUUAGAUGAUGAAAUGGGUUUCGAUACCUUGAUUCCAAAACCGCAGACAUUAAAUGCACCUUUUUUGCAUAUAAAAUCGAAUAAUGAGCAAGAAGCUUAUUCCAAUGCUAUGGAAAUGGACAGAGAAAGAAUCGUUUCAAGUGCCGAACCUUCAGUUCUCACUAUUAAGAACAAUACAGGUAAAACAAAAAAUUUUGCAGCUCAAAAUUCAAAUUUAGAACAUUCUGAAAUCAAUUUGGAUGUAUCCAACUCCCAUAUAAAACCACAGAAAACUAAAUGUCGACAGACGUUGUUUUUCAAUGAUGAAAUGGAAUACGAUUGUAAAACCAGAUUAUGA
This is a messenger RNA of Condylostylus longicornis, 1940 nucleotides long. Its product is annotated as myb-like protein I. The record is from RefSeq and is a predicted model, not a curated record. Lineage: Eukaryota; Metazoa; Arthropoda; Insecta; Diptera; Dolichopodidae. The coding region runs from base 36 to 1940 and encodes 634 amino acids. The transcript is spliced from 4 exons.